AUGAAGCGCUACAAAGAAUGUGUCCCCAUAAUCGCCAAUACUACCGUCGCAGUGCACGAGCUGAUUGGUCAUGGCAGUGGAAAGUUACUUGCUGAAACAAGCCCGGGCGAAUCCCCUCCAAUUAACCCUCUCACUGGCUAUUCAGUUCAAUCAUGGUAUCUAUCAGGUCAGACUUGGACUAGUGUGUUUGGUGAACUCUCCGAUGAGAUAGAAGAAUGCCGAGCCGAAAUGAUGUCAAUGUACCUCAUGGAAAGCAAAGAGCUUUCUCUCUAUCUUUGGACAUGA
Molecule: messenger RNA, 285 nt
Organism: Penicillium malachiteum
Lineage: Eukaryota; Fungi; Ascomycota; Eurotiomycetes; Eurotiales; Aspergillaceae
Exons: 2
Coding region: 1-285 (94 amino acids)
Cellular component (GO): cytoplasm
Molecular function (GO): dipeptidyl-peptidase activity
Source: RefSeq, a predicted model, not a curated record